CGUAUUUCUGAGCAUUGGCGCUGAUCCGGUAAGCUGGUGCUUGAACAACGUCGAUUAGAGGCGGAUUUUACAAUUUCCUUGCUGGUGAUUGGAUUUACAGUUGUCCUACCAAGAAAAUUAAAGCUCCAGAAUGGCAAGCUCAUCGCGAGACGCUCAUUUGAAUAAAGUAUGCUGUUACUCGCAUCCCGAAGCACCGCUGAUAGAAGACUACCGAGCCGGUGAUAUGAUAUGUUCUGAGUGUGGAUUGGUGGUCGGGGACCGAGUCAUCGACGUGGGCUCCGAGUGGCGCACGUUCAGCAACGAGAAAGCCGGAGUCGAUCCGUCUCGUGUCGGUGGUCCGGAAAAUCCACUGCUCAGUGGCGGAGAUUUAUCCACCAUGAUCGGUCCCGGCACUGGCCCCGCUUCAUUCGAUGCGUUUGGAACUGCCAAAUACCAAAACCGACGGACCAUGAGUAGUUCGGAUCGUGCCCUCAUUGCUGCCUUCAAAGAAAUCAGCACGAUGGCAGACAGAAUCAAUCUACCGAAAACGAUCACCGAUCGGGCGAACAAUCUGUUCAAGCAGGUACAUGAUGGCAAAAAUCUUAAGGGUCGAUCGAACGACGCCAAAGCUUCGGCGUGCCUAUACAUCGCCUGCCGCCAAGAGGGCGUCCCGCGAACAUUUAAAGAAAUUUGCGCCGUUAGCAAGAUCAGCAAAAAGGAAAUUGGACGUUGCUUCAAACUCACGCUGAAGGCUCUCGCUACCUCCGUUGAUCUCAUCACCACCGCUGACUUUAUGUCUCGUUUCUGCGCUAAUCUUGACCUUCCCAACGUGGUACAGCGUGCUGCAACGCAUAUCGCCCGGAAAGCGGUCGAGAUGGACAUCGUACCUGGACGGUCGCCGAUCUCGGUGGCAGCGGCCGCAAUCUAUAUGGCCUCACAGGCAUCGGAUAACAAGAAAACACAUAAGGAAAUCGGUGACAUCGCUGGCGUAGCUGACGUCACGAUUCGCCAAUCCUACCGGUUAAUGUACCCGCACGCCGCGGAACUGUUCCCCGAAGACUUUAAUUUCUUCACACCGAUCGAUCAGCUGCCGCCGGUAUAGAGGGCACCUUUGCCUUUCGAUCCCUGCAACGAGCAAAUGCUCAAUGCGAUACUACCAGCGGACACGCUACGGGUGAUGCAAUCGCUGCCGAUAAAAAAAGGAAACGUAUCUUCGUACCGACACACGUACACAUACGAGGAAUCGGUUGUGAUGCGGCUGCCGGUUGGUUAUAAUCAAGGAUUUGUUCAUUUUAUUACAUAAUUUUUUACGACACACAUCGAAGAAGAUGGCAACCACCCCCCUCCCCAAAACAAACUGUGCAAACGGGAGUACAAACUUUUCCACAGAUGAUUGAUUUAUUUAAUAUUGUAAGUGAAGAUGUGUACGCGGAGCAUCCGCUAUGAGGUGAAAUGGUUAAGAACAGUGAGCAAUGUCGCUUUUUGCUUGUAGAACGUGGAACGUUUGGGUUUCGAGCGCAUCAGGGGAAGAUUUUUGAGGCGUACUAUUUCGCAGGCGUUUUCUGCAGCGCCUGGUACGCUUCGUUUCCAUCUAGCUUUAUGCGCCCUGACCAGAUGAACCUGAUGGCCGAAUGUAUUAUUUUUGCGUUCAUUUACUGCGCGUUUAAGGAAUUAUUUACUUAACUGAUACAUAGCUUUUCAUAAGCUCGAACGUUCUUCGUUAAACACAUGGAAGCACAUACAAGGAAAGGUGGACAAACACGGGCACCUCGGAAACAAAUGGUGAAUUAACUAGUACAUAUAAUGAACUGAUUUAUACGAUAAUUAAUAAAAUA
Molecule: messenger RNA, 1814 nt
Organism: Anopheles nili
Lineage: Eukaryota; Metazoa; Arthropoda; Insecta; Diptera; Culicidae
Gene: TfIIB
Product: transcription initiation factor IIB
Exons: 4
Coding region: 131-1081 (316 amino acids)
Biological process (GO): transcription initiation at RNA polymerase II promoter; transcription preinitiation complex assembly
Cellular component (GO): transcription preinitiation complex; nucleus
Molecular function (GO): RNA polymerase II general transcription initiation factor activity; TBP-class protein binding
Source: RefSeq, a predicted model, not a curated record